Molecule: messenger RNA, 1580 nt
Organism: Aspergillus wentii DTO 134E9
Lineage: Eukaryota; Fungi; Ascomycota; Eurotiomycetes; Eurotiales; Aspergillaceae
Product: short chain dehydrogenase/reductase family protein
Exons: 1
Coding region: 372-1385 (337 amino acids)
Molecular function (GO): oxidoreductase activity, acting on the CH-OH group of donors, NAD or NADP as acceptor
Source: RefSeq, a predicted model, not a curated record
CGAUUUGCUUUUGAUGAUACCGACUCAAUUGGCCCAGAGAUCUCUGUUGGGAUUACCCUCUUCAACCAAGUCGACUGUCAUUGACUGCCAUCCAGAAGUGCAUAAAGGACGUCAAGUCCGCGUGCUCGUCCUCGUGCUGUUUUGCCCUUGGCAUCGCCGCAGCUUUCUUUGUUCCGACAAAGCACGAGUACGUCAGCAAAAUCCUGUGAGAAAGCGCUAUAUAUAACGUGCCAAGUCCCUUUUAUCUGCUUCGAGUCUUUUACCAAGUCAUCUAUACCCAGGUGCGAAGAAAUGGGAGUUACAAAGUGGUUCUCCCGAGAGGGUACGCUGUCUUGGUCUCUGAGCCCCGCAUAAGAACUGCAUGAUAACAGAUGACAGGCUUCACUGCCGAUGUGUUUGGCAAAUUCUUACAGUCCACAAUCUUCGAUCCGUGGAAAAUCGUACCUCUCUUCCUGUGUGCACAAUACACAACAGCAGGCAGUGAGAUCGUCCAGCAAUAUCCACAACUUCUAGGGGCACUCAAGGUCCUCCUCCCUCUCGCUGUAGGCCGCCGCCUCAAUGCAUGGCUCAGCCGUCGUGCCGUCAACAAUGGCGUCUCGGACAAGUACGACUGGUCCCGGGAGGUGAUUGUGUUGACGGGUGGAAGCAAUGGGAUUGGAAAGCAGAUCGCGGACCGUUUUGGUGCGCGUGGGAUCAAGGUUGCUAUCCUGGAUAUCCAGCCGCCUACGGAGCAGCUCCCUCAGAGUGUGCAUUUCCAUCAGUGCGAUAUCACAUCACCUUCUGCCAUCGCCGCUGCUGCAAAGGACAUCCGCGCGACGCUGGGUGAGCCGACGAUUCUCAUUAAUAACGCUGGUGUUAUGAGCGGGAGAACCCUUCUCAACUCCACCGAGGCCCAGACAAGGCUCAUCUUCGAGGUCAACACCAUGUCGCACUACUGGCUUUCCCGCGAAUUCCUACCGUCUAUGAUCGCGAACAACCACGGGAUGGUGGUGACGGUUGCCUCGCACGCGGGUUACACCACCACCCCGAACAUGGUGGAUUACUCGGCUACCAAAGCGGCGUCGAUUGCAUUCCACGAGGGGAUAUCGGUGGAAUUGGCGACGCGGUAUAAAGCUCCUCGAGUCCGGACUGUGCUUGUCACACCGGGAUUCGCCCAAACGACUCUUAUCAAGGACCUGACGCCGGAAGAUAGCUGGAUCGGGCCGCUGUUGCACCCAGAGACGGUGGCCGACCAGAUGGUUGAACAAGUGCUGACUGGCCAGAGUGGACAUGUCAACUUGCCUGGAUCUGCGGGAUGGAUCGCCAGGUGUAUGAGGGCGUCACCGUUGUGGUUUCAGUGCGCGAUUCGCAAGCGAUUGGAGAGAAGGGUGCGGGCUGUUUUUUAGAUCGUGUACAUGGCAGAUUAGAUGAAACAAAGGAUAGGCAAGAAAGGCUGCUGGUUAGCCGGACAUUAGGAUUAGGAUUGAAGUGUCAUGGUUGGAGUGCUUGUCUGUAUGUAUUUAAUUGGGUAGCGAAUCGAUGAUGCUAUAUCCAUCCCUCUUGUGCUGAGGCCAAUCGAAUCCAGAGCAUCGACCAGGAUC